Messenger RNA from Mytilus californianus (California mussel), 577 nucleotides. RefSeq lists its product as uncharacterized. NCBI's taxonomy places the organism in Eukaryota, Metazoa, Mollusca, Bivalvia, Mytilida, Mytilidae. The coding region runs from base 32 to 577 and encodes 181 amino acids. Gene Ontology annotation, molecular function: metallopeptidase activity. The transcript is spliced from 6 exons. The record is from RefSeq and is a predicted model, not a curated record.
AGUAUUCCAAGAGGGAAGUGAUAGAUAUAUUAUGCAAUCUGUAGAUACAAAAAAUGAAGAGAUUGCAAUUAGCAGAAACAGGACUUUUGAGAUUUAUAAACAAGCAAAAGAGGAAAUUAUUGAUGGAAUUAUUGACAACUAUCAGAGUCAAACAUUUUUGAAUAAAAAGUCCACAAAGAGGAGAAAAAGGGCAACGGAUGAACACAAUGUUGAAUUACUAUUUGUCACAGAUUACAGUAUAUUUAACUACUGGAAAUUAAAAAGUACGAAGACAACAGAUGAUGAAAAAGAAGAAGACGCAAUUGAAGCAGUAACACAGUAUUAUUCUUUUCUUCUAAAUGGGAUGGAUGCAAUUUACAAGAAUAUUCAGACAACGGACUAUACCAUAAACAUAAAGUUUUCGGCAAUUAUUAUUACACAGACUAUUGGCGACUCACCCUGGACAGAAUCAAUUGUCGACUCCUAUGGCCAAGUAAACUCUCAAACAGCACUAAGUAACUUCUCUACUUGGAUAAACACAUCACCAGGACUACCAAGCUAUGACCAUGCUAUGCUUAUGACUAAGGAUUGCAUAUAA